Molecule: messenger RNA, 1099 nt
Organism: Artibeus jamaicensis (Jamaican fruit-eating bat)
Lineage: Eukaryota; Metazoa; Chordata; Mammalia; Chiroptera; Phyllostomidae
Product: DNA dC->dU-editing enzyme APOBEC-3C-like
Exons: 5
Coding region: 242-838 (198 amino acids)
Biological process (GO): cytidine to uridine editing; negative regulation of single stranded viral RNA replication via double stranded DNA intermediate; defense response to virus
Cellular component (GO): cytoplasm; nucleus; P-body
Molecular function (GO): zinc ion binding; RNA binding; cytidine deaminase activity
Source: RefSeq, a predicted model, not a curated record
AGGAGCCCUGCCAGGGGGCAGGGCCCAGGAAGUAGGGAGGGUGGGUCUGGCCACAGGAGGCCCACAGCCCAGGGCCCCCCCACCCUGCAGCCCCUGCAGGAAGAGGUGGGGCCUGAGCCGAGGAGGCUGGGAGACCUCAGACCAGGGACUUUCCUGAAGUAGGAGCCUUCUGGGCAGAAAGGCAGAGCCAGUGCUGGGGACAGAAAUCAACACAGAAACAGCCAGGCAAGAGGACGACGUCAUGGAGCCCUGGCCCAGCAGCCCAAUGCACAGCUUACCUCCCAAGAUCUACAACACCAACUUCCGAAACCUGCUAUUUGCCCCUGGGCUGAACAACACCUACAUCUGCUUUGAGGUGGCAAAAUGGAAGAACAACUCUCUCAAGCCCUGCUACUGGGGGGUUUUUCGAAACCAGCCCUCCCACCUCGUAAACGGCUACCUGGAGGAGCCUCUCCAUGCAGAACAGCUCUUCCUCUCUUGGUUUGAUGACCAGUAUCUGUCUCGUCGUGUGAAUUACCAUGUCACCUGGUUCAUGUCCUGGAGCCCCUGCUUGGAGUGUGCAGAGGAGGUGGUCCAUUUCCUGGGGGAGCACGAGAACGUGAGCCUGAACAUCUCCGCCUCCCGCCUGUACAAGUGUGAGGACGAAGACCAGCAGCAGGGGCUUCAACUACUGGACCAGGAGGGGGUCGAAGUGGCCGUGAUGUCUCCAGAGGAUUUUGAAUACUGUUGGGACAACUUCGUGGACCACCGUGAAACGUACUUCAGGUAUUGGAAGGGUAUACGUCGAAAUUAUUAUGCUCUGAGGAACAUGCUUGAAGAAAUCCUCUGCAGGGGAUGACUUCGGGGUCCGAGGGGCCUCCCGAGUGUGUUGCAGGAGGAAGCCCGUGUCCCAGGGUGCUGAGCCCAGCUGCAGACUCCAGGCUCUGAGUCUGAUUGGAGGGAACACAGGCUUCUCUCCAGGUCUCUGAAGCCGCCCUUGUCCUGCUCCCAGCUGCAUAGAAAUGCUCGCCUUCUGGCUUUUGGAGGAGACAACUUGGAGAGGGCUUGCUUUUCUCUUCGUUCACUUUGGCCAAAUCCAAUAAAGCUUCUGUGACUCUGG